Molecule: messenger RNA, 1623 nt
Organism: Striga asiatica
Lineage: Eukaryota; Viridiplantae; Streptophyta; Magnoliopsida; Lamiales; Orobanchaceae
Source: the annotation of a GenBank genome assembly
CAAAAGAACACGGACAGCUCAACUAAAGGCUACACUAAAAUAAAUUCUCAUCCUCAUUACAUUUCAAGGAUUUAUCGGAAAAAUAUUCGCAACUGAAAACCACGCGCUUUCCCUUGCCUUCAUCAGUCUUCACACCUGGCUCUGCAAUUCACUAUCGAGAUUACAAAACGCCUUCGCUUGAUAGCAUUACUGUUUCUCAAGCAUCAUCAUCUUGAACUGUAAAAGAUAAAUUUUUGGGCAGCACAUCAUGAGUUGUUUCGGUUGUUGUGAGGAGGAUGACAUGCACAAAGCUGCUGGUAAUGGGCCGUACACUACAACUAACGCUGCAGGUAAUCAUGCAGGCUAUCACGCAAAAGAAACAGAACAUAAGGAGAAACAGACUAUCAGCAUGCAACCGAUUGCUGUGCCUGCCAUUCCAGUAGACGAGCUGAAGGACAUUACUGAUAAUUUCGGUUCAAAUUCGUUAAUUGGCGAAGGGUCCUAUGGAAGGGUUUACCAUGGAGUCUUGAAAAGUGGGCUUGCAGCUGCAGUUAAAAAGCUCGACUCCAGCAAGCAGCCAGACCAAGAAUUUCUAGCACAGGUUUCGAUGGUAUCAAGACUAAAGCAUGAGAAUGUGGUUGGGCUGCUUGGUUACUGUGUCGAUGGUGGGCUUCGUGUCCUCGCAUACGAGUAUGCUCCUAAUGGGUCUCUACAUGACAUCCUUCAUGGUGCACAACCGGGUCCCAUUUUGUCAUGGUCUCAAAGAGUUAAAAUUGCUGUUGGGGCUGCUAGAGGACUCGAAUACUUGCAUGAGAAGGCACAGCCACAUAUCAUUCACCGUGACAUCAAAUCGAGCAAUGUUUUACUCUUUGAUGAUGAUGUGGCUAAGAUUGCCGAUUUUGAUUUGUCCAAUCAAGCUCCUGACAUGGCAGCUCGUCUUCAUUCCACUCGUGUUCUUGGGACUUUUGGUUAUCAUGCCCCUGAAUAUGCAAUGACCGGCCAGCUAAGCUCAAAGAGUGAUGUGUAUAGCUUUGGAGUCGUACUUCUUGAACUGUUGACCGGCCGUAAGCCAGUUGACCAUACACUUCCUAGGGGACAACAGAGUCUUGUGACAUGGGCCACCCCAAAGCUUAGCGAAGACAAGGUAAAGCAGUGUGUUGAUGCUAGGCUCGAUGGAGAAUACCCUCCCAAGGCAGUUGCUAAGAUGGCUGCAGUUGCUGCUUUGUGUGUGCAAUACGAAGCCGAAUUUCGGCCAAACAUGAGCAUUGUAGUAAAAGCUCUACAGCCUCUGUUGAAUACUCGAUCAGGACCUCCUACCGAAACACACAACUUGUGAUUUCUCUUUACUAUAUCGUUAAACCUGAAAUUUGUUUCGGCGAAAUUCGUGUGGUUUUUAGAGUUUGUAUUUUUGGUGGUUUUGUGGUUAUUUAUUCCCACCAAUGUGGUGUUGGAGAUAUUUAUGAACAACUGUUGGAACUUAUGAUGCAAAGUAGUAGAACACUAUUGAGUGUAAAGAUUCUGCUGCUAUUGAGCAUUCUUUUGUGAAAAAAGAUGAGCCUUGUUGGAUCUAUGUAGAAAUUAUUUUUGAAUUGCCUGUGUGAAGUGUUUUUUUCUUACCAAAUAGAAUUUCAUUUUUCAGCAUUA